GGGCAGCUGACCCCUUGUCGCCUGGAGCUCUUCUGUAAUUCCGGGAGAUUUUCAGGGGCCCCCUGGAGGCUGACAACCAGGCCGGAGACCACCGCCUGCGCUUUCAGACCACUGCCCAACCCCAUCUGUAGUUUUGGGCGAGUGGAAAGUGCCCCCCACCCCGGUGCUCUCUCCUCCUCCUCCUUCCCGUUAAUCGGACGGUGGACUUCACCCCCUCUCCUGACGUCACCGGCGACCCCUCCUCCGGCUAGAUUUGCUCGGCCCGACGGGGCGGAGAGGCGAGUCGGCGCGGCUGGCGGCUGAGUCCGGCGAUCGCUCCUGUCCACGCGCGGCGUCCGGCCAUGGCGCUGCUGCUGGAGGCGGUGGGCUUCUUCCUGGGCACCGUCGGGUGGGCGCUGCUGGCCGUCACCCUCUUCAACAGCUACUGGCGGGUCUCCACCGUCUCGGGCAACGUGAUCACCACCUCGACCCUCUUCGAGAACCUCUGGCAGAGCUGCGCCACCGACUCCACCGGCGUCUACAACUGCUGGGAGUUCCAGUCCCUGCUGGAGUUGCCCGCUUACCUGCAGGCGUCUCGGGCCCUCAUGAUCACGGCGCUGGUGCUGGGCUUCUUUGGAAUCCUCUUCGCCAUGGUGGGGAUGAAGUGCACCAAAGUGGUGGAGGAGAACCCCAACGUGAAGGCAAAGAUGGCCGCUAUCGGAGGCUCCCUGUUUGUCAUGACUGGUAUCUGUGGGAUGGUGACUAUCUCUUGGUACGCCUUCAACAUUACCCGAGACUUCUUUAACCCGCUGUUUGCUGGCACCAAGUAUGAAAUUGGCCCGGCUCUCUACCUGGGCUGGAGCGCAUCACUGCUGGCCAUCAUCGGAGGAGGCUUCCUGUUCAGCUCAUGUCGGGCUCACUCCUCGCCAGAGAAGAGUUACAACUAUCCCUACAAGGGCACGAAAAGCGCUGCAUCGGCCCCGAAUAUGACGCCUGUCCGGCCCCGUGUGGACUCCACCACCAGCAGUGCCGGGAAGUAUGGCAAAAACGCUUAUGUCUAAGGCUGUGUGGAGGGGUGUGCCCUGAAGGGCACCUUCAGAGACUUUUCUGGAACUGGAAAGGGAGACGGCAACUCUCAAGGGACAUUUCAUCUCUCAGCCCUCCCUCUGGACGUUUUACAAAGCUCUGGUGAGGCUAGAAACUGAACGAAUCCACGGAAACCACGUUUCUGGAAGAUGCUGCAUUGAACCAGAUUAUUUAUUGAGUGCUCUCUCUGUGUAUAACAGUUUUGUGCUGUUGUCCUCUGCGGGGACAGUCCCCUGUUUGGGUGGGGGCCACACCUAUGCCUUUGGUUGUAAACCUCCGAUGCCAAUUCUGGUGGGAUAACCAGGGGCAUACCAGAGUUCAUUAAUAUACGUAUGUUUAGUUCUGGGGCUCCUUCCAUCAAGGCCAAUAUGCAGUCGCCCUGCGCGGCUCACGUGUAGUGCAAACAGGCUUGCCAACUUACAGGUGGGGGCUGGAGAUCUGGAAUUACAAUAUCCAGAUGCCAGGGAUUAAUCCCCCUGUAGGGAUAAACAGUCCGUUUAAAGGGUAUCACAGGAGGUGGUGACUGCCACUCACCUGGAUAGCUUUAAAAGGGGCUUGGACAGAUUUAUGGAGGAGAAGUCGAUCUAUGGCUACCAAUCUUGAUCCUCUUUGAUCUGAGAAAUGCCUUAACAG
Molecule: messenger RNA, 1698 nt
Organism: Sphaerodactylus townsendi
Lineage: Eukaryota; Metazoa; Chordata; Lepidosauria; Squamata; Sphaerodactylidae
Gene: CLDN15
Product: claudin 15
Exons: 5
Coding region: 342-1040 (232 amino acids)
Biological process (GO): bicellular tight junction assembly; cell adhesion
Cellular component (GO): bicellular tight junction; plasma membrane
Molecular function (GO): structural molecule activity
Source: RefSeq, a predicted model, not a curated record